AUGUUUGAAACUUUACUAGGAAAAACCGUGCUAGUCACCGGAGCUUCAGCAGGAAUCGGCGCUGCUACUGCCACCGAAUUCGUCAAGGCCACCAACGGCAAUAUCAAGCUCAUUCUCGGGGCUCGGAGAGUGUCCAAACUUGAAGAGUUGGCUGAUGGGUUGAAAAAAUUGUACCCAUCCGUGCAAAUCUACGUGGGCCAGUUGGACGUGUCGGAAGUAUCCAAGAUCGACCAAUUCUUCGCCCAAUUGCCUGCCCAAUACCUGGAAAUCGAUGUUCUCAUCAACAAUUCCGGAAAAGCCUUGGGACAAGAAAAGGUAGGAGACAUCGAUCCCACCGAUAUCGCCACUGUCUUCGAUACCAACGUCCUCGGGUUGAUUGCCAUGACCCAGAUCGUCUUGAAAGGUAUGAAAAAACGUAACAGAGGUGACAUUGUCCAGUUGGGAUCGAUUGCCGGUAGGUGGACGUACGCGGGAGGAAGCAUUUACUGCUCUUCCAAGGCAGCUUUGAAGUCAUUCACCGAAGCCAUGAGAAAGGAGUUGACCUCCACCAAGAUCAGAGUGAUCGAGGUGGCUCCCGGUAACACCAAGACGGAAUUUGCCCUUGUUCGAUUCAAGGGUGAUGCCGAUAGAGCCUCUCAGGUGUAUGAAGGGGUGGACACGUUGCUUCCUCAGGACGUGGCCGAGUUGAUUGUGUUUGCGUGUAGCAGGAGAGAGACAGCUGUCAUUGCUGAGUCGAUCAUCAUGCUGACCAACCAAGCCGGACCUCAGGAUUUGUAUAGAAAGCAGUAA
This is a messenger RNA of Yamadazyma tenuis ATCC 10573, 789 nucleotides long. Its product is annotated as NADP-dependent 3-hydroxy acid dehydrogenase. The record is from RefSeq and is a predicted model, not a curated record. Gene Ontology annotation, cellular component: cytosol. Gene Ontology annotation, molecular function: oxidoreductase activity. Lineage: Eukaryota; Fungi; Ascomycota; Pichiomycetes; Serinales; Debaryomycetaceae.